Zophobas morio is the source of this 2459-nucleotide messenger RNA. RefSeq names its product UNC93-like protein. Lineage: Eukaryota; Metazoa; Arthropoda; Insecta; Coleoptera; Tenebrionidae. Gene Ontology annotation, cellular component: plasma membrane; striated muscle dense body. Gene Ontology annotation, biological process: regulation of muscle contraction; regulation of potassium ion transport. Gene Ontology annotation, molecular function: potassium channel regulator activity. The record is from RefSeq and is a predicted model, not a curated record.
AUGAACCAAAUACAACCCAACCCUGACACCCUCGCCAAACACAGUGCCAUCGUUUUUCGCGUGUUCAUCUCAUGAUACUCAGACUGUCAGUGUCCAAAUUUUUCAAAAAUGUGCCUAAUUUAUUGUGAUUGACUUUACUGAAUGCAUCAAAAUGUAAAAUUCUCGCAAAUGAGAGUCGUUAGAUUUAGAUAAAAUGAAUACCAGGUAGUAAACAAGCCGCAUUUCUUCAUUCUUUCAAAUUACCAUAGGAAAAAAAAUCUUUCUGACCAUCAUGUGAUAAUACUAAAAUCAGCAAUGGGUAGUCUGCCAAAUCUACACGAACUAGGAAAGGACUCUCAGAGCGGUCCAUCGCCGUACCGACCAGGACCGGCGUUGGGUCACCUGUGCGGAGGCGGCCAGCCCACUUUGUCACAAGAAGAAAAAUCAAAAAUUCUGCACCGCUACUCUGGUCAUGCUCGGAUGACAAAGGCAAGAAGCAACGGUCACGAAUCAAAAAUAGCCUGCGACGACUUCAUGCUGGAGCAUAUGGCCACUUACUCGCCGAUUUCCAACCGCUCAACCCGAAAUUUAGCCCAUGCCAUAGACUCCAUGAACAGUUCCAUCGGAGCGACUUCGGUCCGUCGUUUGAUCGCCGUGGUGCGCUCCAACACUCACAACAAUCCGCAAGCAAGACAAGAACCACCGUACUCUCGCCGUCUCCUAUUAACGAAUCUCGUGGUUCUCUGCAUCUCGCAUUUAAUCAUCACUGCCGCCUUCCUGCCUUUCCUCGCCCUCCAAACGAGCGUUUCAGUGUGGACGAUGCCCCUGAGGCACUACCUCAAACCCAUCAACAUUAACAUAGGAUCUUUUUUGCUGGCCGUGGUACAUUUUUUCGCGGCGGCCUCCUCGGUUUUCGGACCCUCGGUUGUGCAGAAGCUUGGGACGAAUUUAGUCUUUCUUUGUUCCUACGUCGUGUUCCUCGUUUUCUAUGUCUCUCAUCUUUAUCCGUCGCUUUACUUACUUCUUCCUGUGUGCGUAGUUUUGGGAUUGGUUUUGGGUCCGCUGGCUUCGUCACAAAUCACUUUCCUGAUGACUCUUUCAGCGAAAAUUAGUUACAUGUUUUCCGAAGACGACGACGAUUCAAAAGCGAUUAGGAAAACGUGUAUUAUUAGAAGGUUAGCGAGGGCGUUUAAAGCUGCACAUGAUUUUGGACUUAUUGUAGGUUCUGUUUUAUCCGCUCUACUUAUCACCUACACGGUCAACAUCAGCAAUCAAGAAUAUGGAGACAUAUUCGACAACUCGACGGCCGUUAACGUCAAAAACGACACGGAGAGUUGCAGUAAUUUUACGGUUGACACCAACUGCACGAGGGAGAAACCUGCUUUUUCGUCGCAUAAUGUUUACGAUUAUAACGCCUUUCUGGACGACAUUUUCGACACUUUCGAGGGAACAAGACUCUGUGGGGCCCAGGCAUGUCCUCCGAAUUUUCUUUUACAUUUCAACAUGUCCGAAGAGGGUUUCUUCCACGUUUUGCCAAAAAACACGUCCACAGUUUUGGCCGUCGUUUACGCCGGUUUUUGUCUAGUUGCAGCCAUGACGAGUGCAGCAGGACUAGACAGAAUUAGAAUGUACGUUUAUCAAGAUCCCUUGGAAAGGCCAGAAGGACUUGCUGCUUUACGGGCAGUGAAAGAGUCCUUCCGGGACGUUCGACUGCAGAUGGCAGCUCCUUUGGCGCUGUUUAUUGGAUUAGAACAGGCGUUCAUGUACGCAGAUUUUAGCAAGUCUUACGUUGUGUGCACUUUGGGUAUCCAUCGACUCAAUUUGGUAUUCUUAUCGAUGGGUUUACUGCAAUCGAUAGCAGCGUGUACUUUAAGCAUGCUUUUAAGAACCAUCCGAAGGUACUACGUUGUUGCUGUGGGUUUCACUUUUCAUGCAUGUUUGUUAAUGGUUUUAAUACUGUGGAAACCCAUUGAGGACGAUCCUGCACUUUUUUACGUCAUUUCUGCUGCUUGGGGUGUCUGCAACGCUAUUUGGGAAAUGCUCAAUUUUACUCUUCUAACCGGAUUAUACAGCGACAACUGGGAAUCAGCAUUCGCAAACUCGACACUUUUUCGAUUCUUGGGUAUGAGUGUGGCAUUCGUCUUUCAUGGAAUUGUAUGUAAUUACUAUAAACUGUACGCUCUGGGAUUUUUCCUCGUGGCGGCAGUCGUACCGUUCGCUUGGUUAGAAGUGCGACUGGAGAACAUGCGUAAAGUCAAAAACAUCAUUCGGUUAUGACCUAAGCUGAAUAUUUGGUGAUCAAUUACCAUCAUCUGACAUAUCAUCCAUUCCUGAACGUGUACUGGUCGUUGCGUUGCUUUUGGUAAUUGAAAUUUCACGUAGAUGUCGUACUGUGAUGUUUGUAAAUAAAAUCAAAGAGGUUGUUAUAACACCUAUUGUAUGUAAAUAAAAUAUUAUUUACUUAAUAAAGAAAAUGUAAA